Molecule: messenger RNA, 3069 nt
Organism: Hermetia illucens (black soldier fly)
Lineage: Eukaryota; Metazoa; Arthropoda; Insecta; Diptera; Stratiomyidae
Gene: galene
Exons: 8
Coding region: 638-2965 (775 amino acids)
Biological process (GO): potassium ion transmembrane transport; stabilization of membrane potential
Cellular component (GO): membrane
Molecular function (GO): potassium ion leak channel activity
Source: RefSeq, a predicted model, not a curated record
UUUUGCGAGUAAGAUCUUUUUCGGGAUCGUUUUGUUGUCAGUUCGUCGCGUGGCCUCAGGGUGGAUUUUCCGAAUGUGAAAAUUUAGUAACGAAUAAACAGUUAGAAAAUCGUUUAGUAUUCAAUAUGUGCCUGAGUGUGUUUAUCUAUCUUCAAAGUUUUAUUUACAUACUUUGAAGGAAAUUAAAAAAAUUCAUAGCCUCGUUGGUGUCCAAAUAGAUGUUGAAUUUUCUCUAUCCCAGUAGAUUCGUCUUGCUAGGAUCUUCUUCAAUUUAUCCUUACGACUGCAAGGAAUGCCAGCAACUGUACUUGUACGGACUUUUUAGCGGUUCCAUUACGCUCGGAAAAUUGCAAUUUGAAAAUGUAGUGUUCAGUGUCUGUGCGAGUUCUAUGUGCAAUGUCGCGUCGUCGUCCUAAGUCCUGGUCUAAGCGGUCGCCACAUCCUUUUUUAUCGUCGCUACAUUGGUUGUUGCCGUUAUCACCAUAUUUGUCGACCAGGAGACGUGAAAUAAAGUGACAGAAGAUAACAAAAACGUUGUGUUUAGCUUCUUCACAUCCUUCGCCUUAUGUUUUUAUAUACGUUUGAGUUUGAAACUUUAAAGGACAUCAUUUGGCGAUAGCAGGGCAAAAACGACAAUAUGUCACGACGCGCCCAAUCUAUGCCACCUAUGUUUAUGGAGAAACCAAAACGGAGACCAGUUGUGGCUUUUAUUUGUUUUUCAUGGAAGGUUUUCGCCUGUGUUUUUUCACAUGUGGCUCUAGUGUCGCUGGUCGUGGCAUAUUGUAUCGCUGGAGCGUUAAUUUUUGAACAUUUGGAGGCAGACAAUGAGAAAACGGUGAAACAAGGAAUUCGAGGAAUGCGAACAAAUGUAACGGACGAUUUAUGGGAUAUGACAUCAUCUUUCGAAUACCUUCAUCAGGAUAAUUGGACGAAAUGGGUCGAAAAUCGCUUAGAGCUUUUUGAGCGGGAUAUCCUUACUGCCAUGAAAACCAAAGGAUGGGAUGGAAAUGAAAAUGAGCAACAAAUGCAGUGGACAUUUUUUGGUGCUUUGUUCUAUUCCAUCAUUGUCAUAACGACAAUCGGGUACGGACAUAUUGCUCCAAAAACCGACAUGGGAAAGGUGAUAACUAUUUUCUAUGCAAUUCUCGGAAUUCCACUUAUGCUGCUUUGUCUAUCCAACAUUGGUGAUGUGAUGGCCAGCUCCUUCAGGUUCCUUUACUGGCGAGUCUGCUGUUACGUUUGUACACGGGAAACUAAACGAUCACGCCGGAUGCGUCAGAACCGUAUGAGUAUGCGUCAACCCACCCGUACAAGGUCCCAACCACCUCCGAAUAUGCGACGAUCUAUGCGUAUUUCCCAAAGAUCUGCCGACUCAGGAUUCAUUACGCGCAGUGAAUAUGAACAAAAUUUAGUGCAUUCCUUUAGCGAUCCACAGCUCCGUUAUACAGGACCAAGACAUAGUGAUCGCCAACGAAACCAUCGACCACGGGACGAUUUCCAGUAUGAUACUUAUAAUGAACGAUCACGCGAUCGCCGUGAUCGCGAUAGACGUUCUCCAUUUCCAAGGACUUCGUCGAAAUACCAUGACUACGAUGAUAUAUACAAUGAAAGGGAUGAUCGGUAUAACGAACGACACGAUCGAAGGCGCAACCACUAUGAUGAUCUAGAUUUCCGAAGAAAUUGCAAUCGAAACCCAGAGGAUGACUGGGACGAUCGUGAUCGAGGUCGGAACCGCGAUCGAAAUCGCGAUCGCGAUCCUGGUAGAUAUAGGAAUCAAUACGAACGGCGAGCAAGUGAUUAUGGGCGGUCACUAGAUCCUUACUAUGACCCUGAUGAGUCUCCUAGAAAUUCCAGACGAGUCGAUCGGACUCAGCGAUUCAGUAAUCGUGAGCGCAACCGUGAAAGACUGCGUGAUCGACAUACAAUCGAACGAGAACGAAACCUCAAUAGACCCCAUCGACUCGAUCCUUUAGUAGAUUUCGAUGGACCACCAAGUCCCCGUCGAUCACAAAGCGUAAGGUCAAUCCAUGCUUCACCGUCGAAUCGUGAUUUAAAUCAUGAGUACGCCAAAACAUUGCCAAGUGGAGGCCGAUCUAGAGGUAAUGGGAAUCCAUCGCCAAAGUCGCGUGCAAGAUCGGUUGAUCCUCGAGCUAUGCGUCGAUCAAUAGAGCCCGAUGAGUAUGGAAUUGUAGAAAAUCGAUAUGCCAUGAUGACUGACAAUGGAAAUUUAGGGAAUCACCACGGAAGACGAGCUCCAAAAUACACUCGCAGCUACUCAGUGCCGCGACAUCAAAGUAAUUACAACGAUCGCGAUCAACUAGGACACUUGGAUAUUCCUGAAACCCCAUUGGCAGGUCGGAGACGGUCAAUCGAUCGAGAAUUCAAUGAUGAUCUUGACGACGAUUACCGGAUGUUAGGUGGACGAGGCUCUGGUGGGGAUGGUUUGUACUCUCAAGGAAUGCAGCAACCACGACGUGGAAAACAAGUCUUACCCCCUUCCCCGAGAAUCUUAUCGCCGAUGGGAUUCGCAGUUCACCGACAGGCCAAGUAUACUAAGUCUGGUCCAGAGGAUGACUUCGAUAUAUAUUUAGACGAGGAGUGGGAUUCAUUUACGGAUUUGACACCGAGAAAUCGUCCAGUGCCUAUCUGGCUAUGCGUUUUCCUUGUUGUCGGUUACAUUAUAGCAGGAGCCUUCCUAUUCUCAGAGUGGGAACAUUGGAGUUUCCUGGACUCGGCAUAUUUCUGCUUUAUUACAUUGACAACAAUAGGAUUCGGAGACUUCGUUCCUGCGCAAGGUGUUAAGGAGAAUUCCGAAGUAUCUAUAGCUCUUUGUUCGUUGUAUCUACUUUUCGGUAUAUCCUUGUUAGCUAUGAGUUUUAAUUUAGUUCAAGAAGAAGUUAUAGCCAAUGUUAAAAGCGUUGCGCGCCGUUUAGGAAUUUUAAAGGAACCGGAAGUUGAAGAAUGAUUAGAAUAAAUCCUCGAAAGUACCCACCUAAGAGUGAAAGAGUAAUGUCGUCACUUGAGUAAUAAUCGGUAAGAUAAAUUAAAUAAUGUUUGUGGUAUAAAAAA